AUGGCCUAGGAAACGAGUUCCCGAGUAGAAAACUCUAGUUUCUUUGGCACCUUGCUCAUUAAAAUCGACUUCUCAAGUAGAGAAACCAUAUUCUAUCAAGCAAAUGUUGGCUUGACUGGUAUCCAGCAAGCCCGAUUCAAUGCCCGGCAGUGGCAGGGCCAAAGAUUGGGCCACUCCAAAUGCGGCGAGACAAAGCUCUUUCAAUCCAUCCAUCCAUUUGAGCUGGGCCAGAGUGUAGUGUACUGCGCCAGUCCGUCCGAGCUGGAGGAAGAACACACAGCGAUCACGCCGCCCAGUUGGGUGGUGUGAUGGAUCCAUCGCAUCAAUCCAUCCAUCAAAAGAAUCUCCCUCAACCUCUUGCAAGGAUUAUAAAAAAGUAGAGCGCGCAAAAAAAAAAGCAUGGAGAGGCCUUUCGUUGGAUUUUUGGGGGAGAGCGAUGGAUCGAACAGGUGAGUUCGAUUAGAAAACUAGGGCGGAGGUCUGACCGGUACGAAACGACCACGGCCUGGCGCCCGGAAGCAUGUGGGCGCCCAUGUGAGGCCCGGCUUGUCCGAUUCCACUGCUCGCAACUGCUGGUCUUUAAUUUUUUUCCCUGACACUGCCACUCCAAUUUGGAUCCAUCGUAUAUAAAAUCCCCAGCCCUCCCCCGGAAUCCCCAAAUCCAAGCAAAGCAAGCAAGCAAGGCAAGGAGAAGCAAGCAGCAUUGUGUUCUAUAGAUCUAUCUAUCUCUCUAUCUUCCUCUCUCAAUCGAGAGCGACGAUAUAUCAAUCACACUAGCAAAGCCCAAGAGCAAGAAGAACUCUCCAUCCAUCUCUAGCUACAUCCAUGGCUUUUCUGGCAAGGAUUGGAAGUCUGCUCAAGUCCGCCUCGAUCAAGAAGAGAUCUGGGCGCAGCCUGGAUCGCUCCUCCAGCAACAGCAGCUGCUCCUCGCUCGGCUCCUCCGCUUCCGCGGCCUGGGACUGCUGCUACGACAGCGAUCUCGACGUGGACCAGGCCCCCGAUUCGUGCUCCUGCGCCAUCCCCGCCGACGUUCCAAAGGGAUGCAUGGCGGUCAUUGUCGGGAGCUGCGAGAAGAAGAGGAGGAGGUUCGUGGUUGGCACGCAUCUCCUCUCGAAUCCGGUGUUUGGGGUCCUGCUACAGCGCGCGGCCGAGGAGUACGGGUACGAGAACUCGGGUGCUCUCGCGAUUCCGUGUGAUCCCGUCCUGUUUGAGCACUUUCUAUGGCUGCUCAACAACAACGAUCCCGCUGCCGCCAUGCUUGAGGUGAACGAGCUCCUGGCUUUCUACGCGUCAUGAGCGAGCAUCUUCAUCCAAGAGAGCACUACUGGGAUUCAUCACGAUCGAUCCAUCCAGAUCCAGAGCAAAGAGUGCCCCAGCUCGGCUCGGCAAGGAAGAAGAGACUGAAAGAGGAGCACGAGCACGGGCUUCAUUUGAAGAGUCUACAGCUUGUUCGAGAGCACAUUUUGGGCUCUAGAUCUGGUGCUGCUCCACCGAAAUUGCGCAUUGCAAUUCGUGACAGCGGCGCGACUGUGAUCGAUCGUAUCAAUUGUUUUCUAGCUCACACACACAUAAGAAUACUACUAGUAUUACAAUACAUUUCCUUGUCAUUUCAGUCAAAGAUUUACUGAGGUCCAUGUUGAAGAGCUAAAAUGACAUUUGAACA
Selaginella moellendorffii is the source of this 1663-nucleotide messenger RNA. Its product is annotated as auxin-responsive protein SAUR50. The transcript has a single exon. Gene Ontology annotation, biological process: response to auxin. The record is from RefSeq and is a predicted model, not a curated record. Bases 826 to 1296 code for a protein of 156 amino acids. NCBI's taxonomy places the organism in Eukaryota, Viridiplantae, Streptophyta, Lycopodiopsida, Selaginellales, Selaginellaceae.